Lindgomyces ingoldianus is the source of this 1449-nucleotide messenger RNA. RefSeq names its product WD40 repeat-like protein. Lineage: Eukaryota; Fungi; Ascomycota; Dothideomycetes; Pleosporales; Lindgomycetaceae. Gene Ontology annotation, molecular function: protein binding. The coding region runs from base 1 to 1449 and encodes 482 amino acids. The record is from RefSeq and is a predicted model, not a curated record. Gene Ontology annotation, cellular component: Set1C/COMPASS complex. The transcript is spliced from 5 exons.
AUGAACCUGUCGCUUGUGGACCCUUUUGUCCUCGCCCAGGACUGUCCUGAAGUCAUCACGGGCAGACUGCGCAGUGGCCACUCGACUUCAAUCCGCUUCAGCCACCGCGGCGACCUUCUUGCCUCUGGACGACACGAUGGCGUCGCCGUCAUCUUCGACAUUGAAACAAACGGCGUUGCGCGCAAGCUCCGCGGCCACACGCGUCAGGUCCAGUCGCUGAGCUGGUCCACCAACGACCGAUAUCUGCUGAGUGCCGGCCAGGACUGGAAAUGCGUGCUCUGGGACCUCAAGGACGGCUCGCGCGUGCGCACCGUACGCUUCGAAACCGCCAUCUUCAUCGCUGAGCUGCAUCCCAAGAACAAUAUGGUCUUCGUUGCCGCCCUUUUUGAAGACCAGCCGGUCCUCGUCGACAUGUCCGCCGACGUCCCCAUCAAGCAUACCCUGCCCUCUGCUCCGCGCCGCUCCCAAAUCGAACGUGAAAAUGCCUCGGAGAAGCAGGCUGCGCAGGACGCCAAGCAGACUUCAACUGUUACUGUCUUCACACCCUCGGGCGACCACAUCAUCGCCGGCACAAACAAGGGAUGGCUCAACAUCAUCAGCACUGCGACUCGCCAGGUCCAGUACUCGACUCGCUUUACCAACAACAUCAUCGUUUUCGUCCGCUUGACCCCCUCCGGGAGAGACGUGGUCAUCAACUCCAGUGACAGGAUUGUCAGGACUCUCCAUCUCCCUGAUCUAUCGGACCCCAAGCUAGACUUUGACACCCUCCAGCUCGAAGUGGAACACAAGUUCCAGGACCUUGUGAACCGCCUCUCCUGGAACCAUGUGUCAUUCAGCCCGAGCGGCGAAUAUGUCACGGCGUCAACCUGGAUGAAUCACCACAUCUACGUCUGGGAACGUGGCCAAGGUAGCUUGGUGAAGAUUCUGGAAGGCACAAAAGAAGAAUUGUCUGUCGUUGAGUGGCACCCUUUCCGCCCCUUCGUUGCCGCCAUCGGCGUUGAUUCCGGUCGAGUAUGGCUCUGGUCAAUCCUCCAACCCCAACGGUGGUCAGCCCUAGCGCCUGACUUUGUCGAGGUCGAGGAAAACGUCGAAUAUAUUGAGCGAGAGGACGAGUUCGACAUCCAGCCCCUGGAGGAGAUCCACAAGCGCCGGCUGGACCAAGAGGACGAAGAAGUCGAUGUGCUUACUGUCGAACCAGUGAAGUCCGCAACAGAGUAUGAGGCGGGUGAUUUCCGCAUGCCCGUUCUAUUGGAUAUCGAAGCUAGCGACAGUGAAGAUGAAGUGGUAGCUAUAGGGGCAGGCCAAUUCCGGAGGAAGAGUCCCGGGACUGGACGAGAAUGGAUGAACGAUGAUGAAUUGGUGGCAAGCGGCGAUGAAGCUAGAAAGGCACUGACAAACGGCACCACCGCCACGACGCAGAAUGGAACGAAGAGGCGAAGGGGCGGGUGA